UUCACCGACGACCCCGCCCUCCACUCCCUCUCCAAGGCUCCGAUCGAUUCUUGACUUGUCCUUCUCGGAGCCGCGACGCCGACGACGAGCGUGCAGCGCAACGACGGGACAGGAACAGCGGGCGGAAGCUCUUGAUGGGGUUGAGGAAGCGCUUGCUCGAGUGCUUCGGGCGUGGCGGCGAGCGGGCGCCGGAGCCGGAGGCGGCUCCACGGCAGAGCAGGCCCGCCGGCGGCGGGAAGCCGGUGCUGCGGCGGCUGAGCACGGCCAACCUGCGGUCCCUGUCGCUGCAGGACCUGUCGCGGAAGCUGGAGACGACGAAGCUGCACGCCUUCACGCUGGACGAGCUCAAGGCGGCCACCAAGAACUUCUCCAACACCAACUUCCUCGGCGAGGGCGGUUUCGGCCCCGUCUACAAGGGCUUCGUCGACGGGAAGCUCCGCCCGGGGCUCGAGUCGCAGCACGUCGCCGUCAAGUACCUCGACAGCGACGGUGUCCAGGGGCACCGCGAGUGGCUGGCGGAGGUGGUGUACCUCGGGAUGCUGAGCCAUCCGCAUCUGGUGAAGCUGGUAGGCUACUGCAACCAAGACGACCACAGGAUGCUGGUCUACGAGUACAUGCCCAGGGGCAGCCUCGAGAACCACCUCUUCAAGAAUCUCCUUGCGUCGUUGCCAUGGUCGACGCGGCUCAAGAUCGCCGUCGGAGCGGCCAAGGGGCUGGCGUUCCUGCACGAGGCGGAGACGCCGGUGAUCUACCGCGACUUCAAGGCUUCCAAUAUCCUGCUUGACUCGGAUCACACCGCUAAGCUUUCUGACUUUGGCCUGGCGAAGGAGGGACCGCAGGGGGACGCGACCCACAUCACGACGCGCGUCAUGGGCACGCACGGGUACGCGGCGCCGGAGUACAUCCUGACGGGCCACUUGACGUCGAAGAGCGAUGUCUACAGCUUCGGCGUGGUGCUCUUGGAGCUGCUCACGGGCCGCCGCUGCGUGGACAAGCGCCGCCGCGGGCGCGAGCAGAACCUGGUGGACUGGGCGCGGCCCUACCUGCGCCGCGCCGACAAGCUGCACCGGUUCAUGGACCCGAGCCUGGAGCUGCAGUACUCGGAGCGCGCCGCGCAGAAGGCAGCCCAGGUCGCGCACCAGUGCCUGCAGAGCGUGCCCAAGGCGCGCCCGAACAUGCGCGACGUCGUGGACGCGCUCGAGCCGCUGCUCGCGCUCGACGACGACGUGCCCAUGGGCCCGUUCGUGUUCACGGUCGGCGCAGAGGCGGCGCCAGCGCAAGUCGGGGCCGGCGCGGCCGAUGCCAACGACGACGAGAGUCACGAGACGGAGGCAGCUGGCAGCCGGAAGGGCAAGAGGCACGUCAUGUCGGCGGUGCACGCGGAGAGCCCGCUGCGCAGCCGGUACGCGAGCGCGGUAAAAAGGCCAGAGAGCCCGCCAACUAUGAGCAGGGCAUGAGUGUAUACAGCAAAGGGAUUACAAAUUACAAGUGUACAUAGUGACAAAUUUGAUUUUUUUUUCUCCUAUUUCUCUGUUAUGUUAGUCUUUCUCCCAAGAAUUUGAAGGGUAUAGAUUUUGUUUGUUUUUCGUUGCAUUAGUAUACUGCCGAUAGUACCUCAACUGAUGGGUACUUGUAUACUGAAAAAUUGAGGCAAUAUAUAUUGCAAAAGAUGUUCGAGUCA
Messenger RNA from Phragmites australis (common reed), 1681 nucleotides. RefSeq names its product serine/threonine-protein kinase RIPK-like. The record is from RefSeq and is a predicted model, not a curated record. The transcript is spliced from 4 exons. Gene Ontology annotation, molecular function: ATP binding; protein kinase activity. Bases 135 to 1457 code for a protein of 440 amino acids. Lineage: Eukaryota; Viridiplantae; Streptophyta; Magnoliopsida; Poales; Poaceae. Gene Ontology annotation, biological process: protein phosphorylation.